AUGGGCUCGCCCUGGCGGCCGCGUGGGGUACUCGUGUGUUGUGCGGGGGCGCAUUCUGGCGGCGGCGGCCGGAGGCGGGCGCCGCGCGUCGCGCGCUCGCGAGGGGGCGCGGAGGGGCGUCCUGGCGGCGGGCGCGCGCAGCAGUCGCCAGUCGGAGGCGGGCGUCGCAUGAGCCGGGUGGUCGCCGUGCGCCGCCGUGGCCGUGUGGAGGCUGACACGCGUGGCCCGCGCCGUCGCUGGGGAGUGCGCGUGGCGGGCGGUGUGCAUCGACCCAGACCAACAGAGAGACGGUGGAGGAGGAGAAGGCAGCGGGGAGACGUGCACCUCCGCCAAACCGCAACCAUAAAUUUACGUUUGAAGCAAAUUGAAGCGUUCUGUUGCAAAGACCAACCAACAUUUCAUUUAAAAGGAAUAAGCAAUGGAGUAUAUAAAUUACUAGAUAUCGAAACUUCAUUUAUGAUGGAAAAGAUGUGCCCGUUUCUACUGAGCAUAGUGCAGCAAGAUUUUGAAGGUUUAGAAAAUGCAACCAAAAACUUUUAA
This is a messenger RNA of Gryllus bimaculatus (two-spotted cricket), 540 nucleotides long. Lineage: Eukaryota; Metazoa; Arthropoda; Insecta; Orthoptera; Gryllidae. The record is from the annotation of a GenBank genome assembly.